AUGCCUCUCUGCAAUCGCUGCAGAACCCUCACCAUCGACGAAAUCGUCGAUAACGACGUCCUUUUCCACUCUGAUAUCUGCGCGUUGAAGUCCAGUGCGGAGCGGGGAUGCGAGUUUUGCGUGCUCUGUUGGACAACCAUCCAGACCGCCAGUCGCACACAGCUGGACAAGCUUCUCAGCGGCAAAUCAGCUUGGCCUGAGGGUCAAGAAUGGACUCCGACGAUGUGGCUACGUGGCGGUCACUUCUUUGAAGCGGGCUCGGCGGGCGUCUAUAUCCUUGUUAGCUGUGGAAAGGCAACAUGGACCAGCGCAACGGAUUCAGACAUGAACGGUUCGCCCAGCGUUACGUCAAGACUUGAGGUCUAUCAGUAUGGAUUUGGACCAUCUUCUUUUCCCCGCUACCUGGGUGCCCAUCCAAAUAUCGCCUCCGCGGGCGACGAUGCACUGCGGAUCAAGAUCCAGACAUGUAUAUUCCAAUGA
Molecule: messenger RNA, 480 nt
Organism: Clonostachys rhizophaga
Lineage: Eukaryota; Fungi; Ascomycota; Sordariomycetes; Hypocreales; Bionectriaceae
Source: the annotation of a GenBank genome assembly